CACAGGUAAUAUAGGACAGGUAGUUAUGAGCAUGCGCACCAACUACCGGAAAUAAUUUUAUCAGGUCUAUAAGUUGGUAAAGGCGUCUUUUAUAGAAGGGAAAAUAAUUAACCAACAAGAUUUGCCUCAAAAUGGGCACAGGUCAUUUUAUUGUUCUAUGUUAUUGCUUGUCAUCCCUGGUAACAGGUAAGCUCAUCCAGUUAUUGAGUUAUAUUAAACAAUAUUUGAUUUCACUCUUAGUAAGUCUAAAUUAAACUUGCUGCCAAUGAUAAUUUUGAUUCUUGAAUAAGUGAUACUUCCGUGUUUGUCAAUUCUAUACUAAAAGUUACUACUUAAGUUGUAAAGUUUCAUCUUAACUGUAUUAUCAAUACACAUGAAACUGAAAAAACCAGCCCAAAAAUGAUGGUUUUCCUGUUUGUUUGUUUUGUAUUUGUUAAUUAGAUUAUCUUGAGCACAUCAUUGACAUCAUAUUAAUUAAAAUACGGCUAGGCUACUAAACUAACACUACCUGACUUAGGCAGGUUACUACUAAACUAGACUUAAACUUACAAACCAUUCAAUCGCUUUGCAAUAUUAUUGAAUAUUCAAUAUUAUCAGAAUAUACUAUUACUACCAUCAAGUCCUCAUUUUUAAAAAAAAUAUUUUCUUAUCCAUGUCAUCCAGUCAGUGUCAAAAGUAGUGUAUUUUGUGUUCAUGAGUUCAUGCUGAGAUUUGAAUUAAAGUUAUAAAAAAAGUUCAAAACUGAAAGCCAGUGAAACCAAAAAAAAAAAUAUUUAAAUUGCAGGCGUGAUAGAUAACUUUUAUUAAGUAAAGGGUUUAAAUUCCCCUGUCUUUCACUUAAUUAUGUGAAUAUCUGGUAAUUUCAUUUUGUAUUACUUGGCCUACUGCUUACAUCAAAUCUAUUUUUAUUAUUCUCCAGUGGUCAGUGCUGAUGACCCCAAAGUAAACAUUAGUGAGACAGACCCUCCUGUAAAUCCAGUCUACAAGAUGAUAAUACAAGAGCAGGACAAGGAUGCACAGAUGAUAUGUGUUGUGGAGAACCGACCUGUCGAUGUUGAGGUGCAUAACAUAACACUUGUAACUUGUCAGAUUUCAUUAGAUGUUCAAAAUGAGGAAAAAUACAGAUUUUGACCAGUGUCAGCUUCUACAGGGUGGGCCAAUAAAAGUGAGAACAUCUUGUAAAAUGUGAUUUAAUCACAUCAAAUUUAGUUUAACUAUACCCCUACUAGCUUAAAGUUGUUGAGAACCAAGGAGGACACAUUGAACAUGAUUUCUGAUUAGCUAAAUAUUUUGCACAAAGAAAAUUCCAUGAAGAAUUAUAAUUAAUUGAAUUAUAUAUUGAAAUAACUCAUAUGCUAUGAGAUGUUCUCACUUUUAUUGGCCCACCCUGUAUAGUAGAAUGAGAAGUGAGGAACACUACAAUUGACAGAAAUAUUUGUUAAAUUUAGACUGUUUAAUUUUCUAUCAUAGAGGCAUGAUAAUUCCUCUCUCAAUCUUCAUAGAUCAUAGUUAUAAGUCUUCAUUGAUCACAUUAUCCAUAAUUUUUGCCUUCAUUUCAAUAUCAGGUGCAAUGGACUGUGCAGGCAAACCGUGGCAAUGCCAGUCUCAUUCAGAUUGCAACAGGGACCCGGUCGUACGAUGCUUUCCGCUGGGCUAUUGAUAAACCAUCCCCAACAGCAUGGCGUCUUCGUAUUCAGAAUGUACAACCCACAGAUGAGGGAUCAUACACAUGUAAAGUUCAGGUCGGAGCGCAGAACUAUGUGACAAGUGUAAGAGAGCUUCGAGUUGUCCGUAAGUGAUUUGUUUGAGUUUAGUCAGAAUUCUUCUUUUCUAAGUACUUAUAGACAAUAAACUUUUAAUGUUGGCCGCAAAUUGUUUUUUUACAUGUAAAAGAAGUAUUCCAUAAUCUUUCAUAAGACUUGCCAUGGUAUUGAACUGGUUUUCAGCUCUCUUAAUAUGGUUGAAUAUCUCAUAACUGCUGGUACCAGUAGUGUAGCAAUUAAGAGCCCUCAGAUUCCUAGUAACUUUAUUAUAAUGAACUAUGUGCAGUUGCCAGCUGUUAUCAAUUCUUUAAAAUGUUUCUCAUUAUUUCAUAGUGUUGUGCUCAUUUAGCAAGCGAUCAUGACAGUAUACCCUGUAUCUCAUCAAUGUGCCAUUAGUUCAUUACCCUAAAUUGAGCUUUAAAUAAUUCAUCACUUAUCUUUCAUAAAUAAGACAUCUUUAAAUUCAUUCAUUAAUGGCUAAGUUAUCUCUGGCAAUUAUGUAUCAAUUUGCAUAGUUUAAAAAUAUAGUUCUUUUAAACUACUUGUCUUAGUAGACUGAUUUAUUUAAUAAGAAUUUUUCCCUUCAGAGAAGCCCCAGAUUUCUGACCUUGACACCAGCACAGAUAUGACCAAGAAUGCAGAUGACCCUGCUAAGUUGGAGUGUUACGCUAACGGUAGACCCAAGCCUUUAAUUAAGUGGACAAGAAUGGCAGGGGAGCUCUUGCCGAAUGGGGGAACAGAGUUUCAAGCAAGUCUCAUAUUUUAUCUCAAUUUAAAUUAAUCAGUUUUUAACAGGUCUUGAUUUCUAUUUGUUUUUCAAGAUAAAUGAAUUAUUUUGAAAGUUUUAAAAUACAGAAUUCAUUAAACAUUAAGAUUUUUUAAUGCUUUUCAUUUCUGGUCAUAUUUAGGGAAAUGUGCUCAACAUAAACCGCAUUGAGUCUGAUCAUGCUGGAAUCUACAAGUGCACAGCUGAAAAUUCUGCUGGUAUGGACUACAGAGAGAUCAGAGUGACCGUCAAUUGUGAGUCAGUAAACUUUAGUGGGGCAAAUUUAAAAUUAAUUGAUCUUUGUUACUAGGAUUUGUUAUUAUGCUUUGAACUGAUUUUUUUUAAAGGUAUUAUUUAUCAUGAAAUUUAUAUAUGACCUUUGACCUAAAGCAGCUGUCACAUUAUUAUUAUACUCCAUUUUAUUUUUUAUUAAUUGAAGUUACUCACCACACCAUUUAAGCUUUAAACAGUUCCUUGGCUGUUUUGGUGAGAAGCUUCAGCAAAAGAAAUCAUUAAUGAAAAAACUUGUAUGGAAUGUAUUGUUUCCAUCUAACUUUUAGAUAAAGUGUCCGCCAAUGGUUUUCUCUUUUAAUUAAUUUUCUUCAAUUCAAAAUCUUGUGCAACAACCAUUGACAUCCGCUGAAUAAAUUAAACCGAUAAAAUAUUGGUUUUAAUGCUUCCUAAAUUGUUAUAUUUUAAAGAAAAUUUUUCUUUCUCAGUUCGUCCUGAGGUCUACACAGGGACCCCUGUUGCCCGUCAAGCUAUUGGCUACACUAAAGAAUUGGUGUGUAACAUUAAGGGAUACCCUCCACCUGGUGGAAACCAAAUUGCCUGGUCAAGAGAGAGCCGGCCCAUCAUUUCUGGUGGAAGGUCAGUUUUUUGUUUUAGUUGUGAGGACUUUUUAACUGUCAAAUGCAAACGUGCAAUGUUUUCAACAUUUUUUUAAUAACUUUGAUACCUAUCUCUAAAAUAUACAAAACUAAUGGAAAAUGAAUCAGGGCCCAUAUUAUUAUAGAUAUUCUGAGUAAAUUGGACAGGGAAUCAAAUAGUUUGAAUUCCGAAAUUCUGUGUGAAAUGAAUAUGACCUUGACCUUUCAACAGUGACAAAAAUUGUGCUACUGUUUAUCUUUCCUCAACCCACACUGACUGUUGGGUCUUUUUUAUAAUCUAAAUAUGUUAUAAAGACAGAGGAAAAUUAUUCUUUCAGUUUAUAAAAUACAACGUUAUUUGGGUUUAUAGAAUUUAAAGUGAAAUUUUUUUUAUUGGUGACCUACAUAUUUCCUUACAUCAUUCAUAUUAAAUUCAUUAGUUCCCUAUUCACCGCUGCAGUACUUUCACUAUUAGCACUUGAACUGCGACUAGUAAUAGCUUCACUAUAAUAAUUAUCAAUACCAUGAGUAAUGCCAACUAAGCUAUCUUCAAAAUCACUUUCAUAAAAUAAUAAUUUAAUAAAUUAGGGUUUUGUUUAGCAGGACCUACCUUGGAGUCCUACAAGUUAUUUUAAACAAAACAACAAAAAGUAACCCUCAGAAAUUUCUGCUGGAUUAAAAAUUAAAAAACAGCAACAAAAAAAACAUGUACAUAUGAAAUAUUUACCUUAGUUUAAUAUAAUUAAGAAAUAUGAUUAUCACAGAAGUAAAUCUACUUUAUGAGAGUUGACCCCCUUUAAAUAAAAAAAAAAUUUGAUUCACAUUUAUGAUAAUAAUAAGUGGUCUUAUAUAGCGCGGUACCCCAGCCUAGGGCUGGGCUCACCGCGGUGUACAUAAAAAUUUUAUCAAAAGGGACAUAAUCAUGACAUUAAUGGUUUAAUUAAGAUAAUAAAGAGGACACCAAAAAAAAAAAAGAAAGAUUCUACUGGUUCUUUAAAACUUGUUUUCACUUCAGAUAUGAAAUUCGUAACAUUCCUGGCGCAUCCAAUCGAAUUACUAGCAUUUUGGUCGUAUGGAAUGUUCAGAGUUCAGACUUUGGAAGGUACCAGUGCUCGGCAGAGAAUGACAAAGGAUCACGUUAUGUAACAAUGGAAUUACAAAGUAAGUGUUAAACCACUGAGUUGAAAUUGAAUAGACUGUGUAAGAUAGUGAACUUGUUAAUAACUUAUUUAAUACACAUUGUUACAUACCAUUAAUUGGUUUUGUAAGUUUAAUGAGCAUUAAGAUUUUGUUAGUUUAUAUGAACAAUAUUUAACACAGGACUGAUAACCAGUAUAUACAGAAAAACAAUACAUAAGCUAGUGAUAUUAACAAUAUUCAAUUUAUUUAUCCUUUUAAAUUUAUAUUUUUAAACAAUCCAGUAUUGAGUAUACUCCUCAAGUUAAAAAUGUUAAUAUGCACUCACAUGCACAAAGAGUAAAAUCCAUAAGAGUAAAGUAUAUUAAGUCUCAUCAGUUUUGUGUCUGGAAAUCUAGAAAAGUUUCUUCCAGCUGGGAAACCUGCUGGCUUUUUUAUAAGUAGGGAGUUAGAACCUUUCAGAAAAGAAAUUUAAUAAGAAAUUUCAACAAGAGAUAGAAUUAUUUAGAACAAAUUAGAAUGUAAACAACCUUUUCCCAAUCAGGGGAGGUGUGGGUAAUGGUACAUCACUGCAAAUGUAAUCGGUGACUUCAACAUCACAAAAAAAAAGGUGAAGACAAGUGAUGGAGGACACCACACUACGUGGAAGCAAAAUUAGACCAACACACAGGCUAUAAUACACAUGUCAUUGUUAUCUUUUUUGCAAUCUUCUUGUAAUAGAAAUGUGUAUUUUAUUGAUGCUAUAGUUUGUCAGGAUCACAGAAAUUAGAUUUCUGUAGUCAUUAAUUUAAGCAGUUGUUUUACAUAUGGGCAUGUUUAUAUAAUGUUGUGAAGAUUGCAAAGAUAUGAUUGAUUGCACAUUGUGUACACAAAUAUCAUUCAUACAACUAACUACAUACAGGUUUACUUUGUACAAGUGAAGACAGGUCAUGAUCUGUGAGAGGCGGAUGAUUGAUUGCACACUUUGAUUGUUGAUACAUUUAUCAAUCAUACAUUUCUCCGCAGGUUCAUCUGUCCCAACUGAAGAUAGGUCAGGAUCUGUCAGAGGUGGGGCUCCAUUCCUGUCUUUGAACUUGGCAACUCUGUUUAUGCUGGCAACAGUUUUUCUCCUGCAUCACAUCCGAUUCAUCAGAUAGAUUCCACAUUUGCUCAGUUUGUUAAAUCUCUGCAUGCAUAACUAAUUGAUCUUGGCUGUUAGGUUGUCAUUGUUACACCAGAAGUGAAGAUAACUUUUAAUACAAGUGUAUAUAGUUCAUGUUUAUAGAAGAGAGUUUGGGCUUCCCUGGGCUGGUUUUUUAAACAAAAAUUUAUCAAUUUAGGAUUUUGGGGCGGUUGCAUGAUUUUUAAAAAAAAAUAUAAAAAUUUAUUCAUUUUAAUAAACAAACAGAUAAGGGCUUAUUUAGAAAUUUAAUAAAAAAAUUACUGAAGCUUUCGUAUUCCCCCAAUUCCACCUGCUCUGCUUUUUUAAUUUAUAUUUUUUUAAGUGUGUGUUUUUUUUGUUUUUUUUCUCUCCCAAUUACCUACCAGGUGGCCAUUUUAACUAAUUUGAUUUAUGCAAAGAUCAAAUUUCAUAUUCCAUGAAUUUCACUUCUUUACAAGAUAUUGAUCUUAAGUGCUGGGAUUUGAAUUUGUUAGUUAAGAACAUUUUCAACUUAUAGCUCUCUGAUCCAAUUAACAUUUCAUUUCAAUAUUUUGAUAAAACAAAUUUUAUUAAGGAUCUGUAUGCAAAUUAUAUAUAUAAAAGUUUAUCGAAGGUCCACAAGUUUCAAUAUUUCUUGUACAUACAUAACAGCAGUUAGGAUGUGUAUUAUGUACAUGUACAUAUGUGACUAAUUUUUUUCUCUUAAAAUGUAAAUAAUAGUAUUUAUAUAAGAGCAAGUUCUAGGUAUUCCUAAGAUUUUGACAUUCCAUUGCCUCCAUGUACUGUAUAUUUUUUAUUCUUAAGACAGCAGCUCUAUGUAUCCUAUAUCUCUCAUUCAUAAGACAGCAGCUCGUUAGCAAGAAUUACAUUUCCAGUCUAUGCCAAUUAUAUUUGUCUUAUGUUUGCAUUAACAUCUUAAAAUGACUUUCCAUAAUAGCCCAACAUGCAUCUUUUUACUAUUAUAGACCAUUAUGAUUUAAUUGACCUGCGUUAACUAGGGUUGUGGGGAUACAAUGAGAUGAUUGAGUUGUUUCUUAAAAUACAUUGAAAAAUAAAUUUAAUUUAAUUUAAAAAACUAUAGUGAGUUAUCUGUGUGUGGUGAGGUACUGGUACCUGUGUGUGGUGAGGUAGUGCUGUAACCUAGCCUUCUGCUGGCUAUUUCUAAUUUACUGAUAUUUGUCUAAAAGGAGAGAUAAAAUUUUGUCACACUUCUAUUGCUGCCCACAGGUACUACUUUCCAGCUAAGUGCUAUUUCUUAUUUUUAUACCGUUUUUUCUGUUGUUUUGUUCGCUGACGAAGGCUUUCUGCCGACACGUUCGCUGUUUUGUUGCGUGUAUUUUUUCAGGUUUAACCCUACUCUGUUUUACUCAUUUUAUUUUGUACUAACCUGAUUGCAGUCUCUCCCCUUAUUACCCCUGUCUUAGGCAAGCCAAGCUACCACAUGAAGAAAUGAUCCUGUUUGUUUCUAUGACUAAACUGUUGGUUUCAAUGACUCUUUGUUGUUCUAAUGACUAGACUAUUGUUCCAAUGACUAGACUGUUGUUCCAAUGACUUGACUGUUUGUUGAGGUAUAUACUUGCCUACAAGUUGUGGUGUGAUUAGACAUUACCUUCUGUAAAUUAUAUAGUGUGAAAUGGAGUUGAGGAUCAUGUAAUAUGUCAAGAUUUUCUAUUUAUAAAUAUUCUGUAUGUAUUAUAAAUUAAAUCUUACAUUUACAAUAUUUUAUAAUCUUUGUAUGUCAGGUAAAUAUCUUGAGCGUGUUUAUGUCAGGUGAAUAUCUUGAGCAUGUUUUCAAGCUCUAAGAAUAUGCAAUUUGUUUUUAUGAUUACAUUGUUCUUUUAGGCAUUAUGAAAUGGGGAAGUCACUUUACUUAGGGAAGUCAAUUUUCUAAAGGAAGUCACUUUACUUAGGGAAGUUACUUUUCUUAGCGAAGUCACUUUACUCAGGGAAGUCACUUACCCUUGUCUGACAGAAUCAAACUAAUUUAGUUUGAGUGCAGUGUGACCACUCUAUUCUACAAGCUGAAUGGAAAGUAUUGAUGGUGAUGGUUCUGUCAAUGAUGGUUGUGUUUGUUCUGUAUGAGUUUUAAUUAAACAUUUCAUUCUGUUUUUA
Lymnaea stagnalis (great pond snail) is the source of this 7788-nucleotide messenger RNA. Lineage: Eukaryota; Metazoa; Mollusca; Gastropoda; Lymnaeidae. The record is from the annotation of a GenBank genome assembly.